This is a messenger RNA of Micropterus salmoides (largemouth bass), 5858 nucleotides long. RefSeq lists its product as uncharacterized. The record is from RefSeq and is a predicted model, not a curated record. NCBI's taxonomy places the organism in Eukaryota, Metazoa, Chordata, Actinopteri, Centrarchiformes, Centrarchidae. Gene Ontology annotation, molecular function: protein binding; GTP binding.
UCUCUUUGGCGAUCAGUAGAAUCCCUUCCGUGCUGCUGUUAGAACUCAACUGAUGAUGUGAAUCAGCCUUCAGGCUCCAUUGUUGGGACUUCAGUCUGCAGCUGCAGAAACAACUUCCAACUGCCUGAAAUGUACUGAAACCAAACAGUUCAGACUGAGCGAUGGACUCUGAAGCCGGCGGGACGAUGGAGGUGGCGGCGCUCGGCCGGCCUUUCAGCCUCGGGAUGUUGUACGACUGCCGCAAAGACUCACUUGUCCCUGGCAUUACGCUGUGGGACCGCAAUGACCUGGAAAAAGAUAAAGGAGACCCCAAAAGACCAAAACCGAACACUGACUUUGAGAUCGUUGCAUCUGAAUCAAUUGAGGACAAAUCUUCAGCUCUAAAUGUUGAAGCUUCCCUGAAGGCAAGUUUCUUGAGUGGACUGGUUGAGGUUGAUGGAUCGGCUAAAUACCUGAAUGACAGUAAGAUUUCCAAAAAUCAGGCCAGAGUAACUCUGAAGUACAAGGCUACCACAAAGUUCCAGGAACUGUCAAUGGAUCACCUUGGAAGAGACAAUAUGAAGCAUUCAUAUGUCUUUGAUAAAGGAUUAGCAACACAUGUAGUCACAGCCAUUCUUUAUGGGGCACAAGCCUUCUUUGUCUUUGACCGUGAGGUGUCUAAAAAAGAAGAUCAUCAAGACAUUGAGGGGAACUUGAAGGUGAUGAUCAAGAAGUUUCCCAGUGUCGCUAUAGAUGGUGAAGGUUCCCUGAAACUGGAAGACAAGGACAGAGCAAAUGUUGAGAAAUUCUCCUGCAGAUUCUUUGGAGACUUUGCUCUUGAAAAAAGUCCUGUGUCCUUUCAGGAUGCAGUAGAAGUCUACCAAAGCCUGCCAAGAUUACUGGGAGCCAACGGAGAAAAGGCUGUACCAAUGAAAGUCUGGCUGUUGCCACUGACAAGUUUAGAUUCUUCUGCUGCAAAACUGGUCCGUCAGAUAAGUAUAGGAUUAGUUCAGGAAUCACAGAGAGUCCUGGAGGACUUCAGUGAGCUGGAAAUGAGGUGCAAUGACACAAUGAGAACCACCACCGCACAGCAGUUCCCACAGAUUGGCAAAAAGAUUAAAAGCUUUAAAGAGAUGUGCUCUGAGUUCAAGCUGGGAUUCCAACAAAAUCUGGCAAAGAAACUUCCAUCAAUCCGAGGAGGAGGAGAAGAGGAGGCUGUGCUCGCAGAGAUCCUGAAGAAGAGACAUUCUUCUCCUUUCAACAGCAAAGACCUGAACGAGUGGUUGGACUGUAAAGAGAGAGAAGUCUACACCUUAAUGUCUUUAACCAACAUGAUGAAAAACACCAAGAUCGUCCCCUCUCAGAAUGUUCUUAGUGAAGAAACCCUCAGUGCAGACCAUGCUGUGUGUUUUGUUUUCACCUCCCUGGGAAGUGCUGAACCGUACCUCUCAGUUUUAUCUAACUACUUAAAACAAACACCCGAAGCAGACGACCCUCAAGAUGUAGAGAAGGAACAAUGGUUCACCUCAAAAGAAAUAACAGAUGCAAUGAGGAAUAAAGCAAAGCUCUUCAGUGACUUUGCAGAGGCCAACAAGGAGAACAAGAACAUAAAGUUCCUGACAGUGGGAUUAACAAAUGAGACACAGAAAGGUUCAAGCAUCUACCUUCAUGAAGGCGGCUUUUCUGUCAAUGAGAACUUUGAGCCGCCUUCAAAGCCUGAAACAGUAACAGCAAGUGACAUAAAGCACAACAGUGUGACACUGAAGAUUUCUGCGCCCAGAUUUGGAGCAGAGAACAUCACCUCCUACUCUGUAGAGUACUGUGUCAGAGGAGAGGAUGGAUGGCAACAAGAGACAGCAUCAAAAGCUGGAGAAGUCACAGUGAGCCAUCUGAGUCCUAACACAGAGUAUAUGUUCAGAUGCAGAGCAGUGACCUCAGCAGGUGUUGGGCCGGCCAAUGAAGUCAGUGGUUCCAUUAAAACCUUACCUUGCAGCCCUCCUGGAAAACCUCAAGUUGAACCAGACUCAAAAGCGACUGAGAUCUCGGUCAGCUGGGAGAAACCUGCUGAGCUUGGACAAGAUGUCCAGAUUUUGAGCUACAUCGUGGAGUACGCCAAAACAGACAACGGGGUGAAAGAGGAAGAUCUCCAAUGGAAGCAAAUGAUGUCGAGAGCUGAAAAGGCGAUCAUUUCAGGGCUUCAGCCAGAGACAGAAUAUGUUGUCAGGGUCAGAUGUGACUGUGGUGAAGCUGGAAGAAGCAAGGAGAGCAUCUCUGUUAAUGUCUGCACAAUGAAAUUUAAACGUCUCACAGAACUCCUCAAAAGUAGAAGUGAAAGGAUAAAUUCUGAAUCACCUUCAGUUUACAAACUGCCUCUGAAAGAAGAAGAUACGGACAUUGAUGGAUGUAGAAGAUACAGUUUUGGCAAAGAAAGCACAAGGAAAAAUCGCACAAUAAUGUUUUUUGGAGUGUCCGGAUCUGGAAAGGCGACUCUGAUCAAUGGACUGAUCAACUACAUUGUUGGUGUAGAGUGGAAGGACAAUUACAGAUUCAAACUAAUUGAUGAGGGUCAGUCGACGUCACAGGCUGAAAGCCAGACCUCUGAAGUCACUGUGUACAAAAUCAACCACCAGGAGGGUUUUAAAACAGAAUACUCUCUGACCAUUGUUGACACUCCAGAGUUUGGAGAUACAAGAGGCAUAAUAAGAGAUGAGAGCAUCACAGAACAGCUGUGUAAUUUCUUCUCUGCUGAGCUUGGUGUCAGUGAAAUUGACGCUGUGUGUUUUGUAGCUCAGGCUUCUUUAGCUCAACUCACGCCAACACAGAAAUAUGUGUUUGACUCUGUGCUCUCAAUCUUUGGCAAAGAUGUGGCAGAAAACAUCAGGGUUCUGGUGACAUUCGCAGACAGCCAGCGUCCACCAGUUCUAGAGGCAAUCAAUGCUUCAGGUGUCCCAUGUCCUAAAACAAGAGACGGGCUGCCAGUUCACUUCAAAUUCAAUAACUCAGCUUUGUUUGCAGACAACAAAUCAUCUGCAGCAGGCAGCAUGAGUGGGGAUGAUGAGGAUGAAGAGGGAGGCUUUGAUCAGAUGUGUUGGAACAUGGGGACAAAAAGCAUGAAGAGGUUCUUUGCUGCUUUGAAUACCAUAGAAACCAAAAGCUUGACGAUGACGAAGCAGGUCCUCAGAGAAAGAGAGCAGCUCAAGAAUUCAGUUGAAAACUUGCAGGAGCAGGUUAAAGUUCAGUUAGCCAAGCUGGAGGAGAUAAAAGAGACAAGUGAAAAACUGAAAGAGCACGAGGCAGAGAUCAGCGGAAAUGAGAACUUUGAGUUUGAAAUCAUCUUCACUAAGCCCGUUCAAUUAGAUAUUUUUGGUACUGGAGAUUACCUUAGGAACUGUCAGCAGUGUCAUGUCACCUGUCACUAUCCCUGUGCAACUGAUGCAGAUACAAUAUGCUGCUCGGAAAUGGAAUCAGAUGGAUACUGUACUCAGUGUCCAGGCAAAUGUUCCUGGAGUGUACAUUUUAAUCAGAAGUACAGAUGGGAGUAUCAGGAAGUACAAGAAAAACGAACAGUAAAAGAGCUGAAAGAAAAGUACCUAAAAGCCUCAGAUGCUGAGAAACGUGUUCAGGUAUUGAUUGAACAACUGCAUGCUGAAUAUGAUGAUGUGCAGACUAACGUGGUGAACCUGAUGAAGUGGUCAUCUGAGUGUUUAAACAGACUUAAAGAGAUAGAACUGAAGCCAAAUCCUCUCUCCACUCCAGAGUACAUUGACAUGCUGAUUGAGGGAGAGAUAUCUGAGGCCAAGCCAGGCUGGAAGCAACGAGUUCAGAUCCUUAACACCAUGAGAGAAAAAGCAGAUCUCAUAGCUAUUGUAAGAGGGCAACUCCUCCUGGAACUACUCAUCGGGAAUUUCAACAAUCCUGAACAGUGAAAACGUGAAUUUUUUUCAGUUGUGAGAAUCUAAAUAUAUUUCUUCAUAAAAAUGUUAAGACAUAUAGAUUUACAUUGUUCAGUUUGCAGGAUUAUCAGCUUCUUGCUUCUUUUCACGCUGUUACACUGCUGACCCCAAUAAUAUUCAGUAUUUAGAAGACAGCUGUCUUCAAUCCCAGAGCAUUACUGUCCGUUACUUGUCCUCGGUGACAUGAACAUUCACUUAGACAAAUCAAACUUAGCAGACUUCUUGUCUCUGAUUUAGUCCUUUGAUCUAACACAGGUUCUCAGCCCCCCGACCCACAAAGCUGGCAAGGAGCUUGACUCAUUCUUGUCCGAAACUGUGCCACCAAGUGCCUAACAGUCACACCUCUACACAUGUCUGACCUCUAUUUCAUUCAGUUCAUGAACAGCCCAUAUGUCUGACACCGCUGCUACCUCUGCAACCUGUCUCCCACUCACUUUGCCUCAGUGGUAGCUUCCGGUCUACCUUCCCUCAACAUACUUUCCUCACUUGAGGUCAGUGAUGCCACACAAUCUCUGUGCUCUACACUGAGCUCAUGCCUGGAUAGCCUGUGUCCUCUAUCCACCAAACCUUAUAGCCAGAACCAGUCCCACCCGUGGCUAACUGAUACCAUCUGUGGGCUCCGUACUGAUCUCAGACCUGCUGAAAGAAAAGACCCUGCCAACCUUAAGGGCUACUAAAUGCUCCUAUCCUCCUUCUCAACAAGCAUCAAUGCCGCCAAAACUGCAUUCUAUAAUGACAGAAUAAGCAGUGCCGCUGACUCAAGGACAUUAUUUUCCACUUUUAAAUCACUGCUAAAUCCUCCUCCACCUCCACCACUCACAAACUUGUCUGCUGAUAUCUUUGCUGCCUCAUUCACAGGCAGUGGCGGCUAUAACUAGCCAUUUCUCUAAAUCACUCAAAAUCAACCGGUCUAUUCCCGCCCUGGUCAGCUCCCACUGUGUGAGCAUGGCACAAGAAAACCUACCAUGUAGCAGUCCAACUACAUGUCUCCCUCCAUCCCCCUCGGGAAAUAGAGAAAAAGGCUGUAAUGGGAAUUCCAUGAGAAUCCUCUCCAAACAUUGUCAUGUACCAAGUCAACACCAAGGCUAACAUGCAGCAGUCCUACUACAUCUGUUCCUAUGUCCUCCCAGGUCAAUGGCACUUCACUCUCCUCCUUCACUCCUCUCACGGAGAACGAAGUAUCAGAACUCCUGACCCAUAGCCGUCCCACUACAUGCCCACUGGACCCGAUUCCUACGAAUCUCCUCCAAACCAUAUCUCCUACCAAGUUUCCACUCAUGUGAUAAAUACUUCUCUGGCUUUGGGAACAUUCCCGACCAUUUUCAAAAGGGCUCGGCAUACAACCUUGCUCAAAAAGCCCUCACUCGACCCAACUCAAGUUGAGAACUAUCGACCAGUUUCACUUUCACUAUGGAACGGGUAGUCUUCAAACAGGUCUCAGAAUUCCUCUCACGGAAUGACCUCCUAGAUCCGUGGCCACUCUACUGAAACGGCUCUUCUGUCUGUAACAGAAGCCCUAAGGUCAGCUAAAGCGGCAACCCAAUCCUCGUUUCUCAUCCUGCUUGACCUAUCAGUUGCCUUUGACACAAUCAAUCACAUAAUUCUGUUAUCCGCACUCUCAGCAAUGGGCAUCUCGGGCAAGGCACUCCUAUUGUUUGAAUCUUACCUCUUGGGGCGUUCCUACAAUGUUUUGUGGCAAGGACAAUUAUCCUCCUCCCACUGCCUCUCCACAGGGGUACCCCAAGGCUCAGUGCUAGGACCCCUUCUCUUCUCAGUUAACACCAUCUCACUGGGGCCAAUCAUUCGCUCACACGGCUUUUCUUACCACUGCUACGCAGACGAUAUGCAACUCUACCUAUCCUUCCCACCAGACGACCCCAGCAUCUCGGCGCGGAUCACGGACUGUCUCUUGGACAUAUCUGCAUG